Molecule: messenger RNA, 1361 nt
Organism: Tachysurus vachellii
Lineage: Eukaryota; Metazoa; Chordata; Actinopteri; Siluriformes; Bagridae
Gene: bfsp2
Product: beaded filament structural protein 2, phakinin
Exons: 7
Coding region: 62-1345 (427 amino acids)
Biological process (GO): intermediate filament organization
Cellular component (GO): intermediate filament
Molecular function (GO): structural molecule activity
Source: RefSeq, a predicted model, not a curated record
UGCUUUUCAGCAAUGCCUCUGAGUGCAUAGUUGGUUUGUCAGAUACCAAAUCGGAAAAGAAAUGCCUCUGCCAAGACGCAGAUCGUCCAUCCUGGGCCAGGCUGGUGCAGAAAGACUAGAAAAUGUGAGCAGAAUGAGCACAGGCAAUACCACAACUCGCAGGAGCACGUUCAUGGGCUCAGCAUCAUCUGACAGCACCAGCUGCCUGGGUGCCCGUGUGUCCCGCAGAGCACUGGGCAUCAGCAGCAUCUUCCUGCAGGGACUACACAGCACCAGCGCCCCAGUGCUGCCCAAGCAUGCAGAAAGGGGUGACCUGUUGGGUUCUGAAGGACUUAACAGCUGUCUGCUAGAGUACCGUGAAAAGGUACAUACACUUGAGCAACUCAAUCAGCAGCUGGAAGAACAGAUCCAUAACUACCUGGAUCGCAAGGCCUCCAGCCCCAAGAUAUGGGCCUCACUGAAGCAGGAAUGGGAGGACAUCUACAGACAGGUGAGCGAGGCCAUCCUGGACAAUGCUCGACUUGUGCUUCAGACAGAGAACAUCCAGGCCAAUGCUGAAGAUCUUAAAGAGAGGUUUGAACAUGAACAGCCUUUCUGUAAAGCCAUAGAAGAGGAGAUCAGCUCCCUCUCUAAGGUGAUUGAUGAUGCCAACUUUAUGAAGGUGGAUCUGGAGAACCAAAUUGACCGCAUGAAUGCUGAACUUCUACAACUGACCGAAACUCACGAAGAGGAUGUGAGACAGCUCUAUAACCAGUUGGCUAGCCAUGAGGUUGAUGAGCCUGAUCUGCCUACUGAGACCAGCCUGGAACAGAUAUUGAAUUGUAUCCACUCCCACUGGGAAAAGGUCAUCGAGAAGACACGGGCAGAGACUGAUGCUUACAUAGAGUUCAAGAAGGAAGACAAUGUCAACAAAAAGCUGAGUCAGGAGGAAAUAGAGCUGGAGAAUCUGAAGACAGAAUGUACUGAUGCAAAUGCAAAGAUCCAGAGCCUGCAUGCUGAAACAGAGUCCAUGAGAGCACUGAAACGAGGGCUGGAGAACUCCCUGAAUGAUGCCAAACACUGGCAUGACAUUGAGCUUCAGAACUUGGGCUCGGUCAUUGGGAAGCUAGAGGCAGAGCUCGCUGAUGUGCGUGGAGACAUUGAGCAACAACAGCGUGACAAUGAGACACUUAUCAACAACAAAAAGAGGCUUGAAAUUGAGAUUGAAAUGUAUCAUGGGAUUCUGGAUGGAGAAGAGAACAGAUUUCAGCCAUCAGUGUCCCUGUGUGGUAGAGCAGAAGCUGAAAGAAAAACACAACCUUCUCCUGAACAACAGAAAGCUACAGAAACUGAUAGUACUGAAUGAAAGAGUACACUCGUGG